Messenger RNA from Arctia plantaginis, 1017 nucleotides. The record is from the annotation of a GenBank genome assembly. NCBI's taxonomy places the organism in Eukaryota, Metazoa, Arthropoda, Insecta, Lepidoptera, Erebidae.
AUGACAGCUACAGCAUCAGCUGUUACGGCGACUGCUGACGAAGACUUGGACGAGUGUGGACCACAACUAAUAAAUAAAUUAGAGGGAAAUGGAAUAACUUCAGGAGAUAUUAAAAAGCUAGAAGAGGCCGGCUACCAUACAGUGGAAUCGGUUGCAUAUGCUCCAAAGAAAUGGUUGAUCACUAUUAAGGGUAUAUCAGAGGCUAAAGCAGAUAAGAUAUUAGCAGAAGCAUCCAAGCUAGUACCAAUGGGUUUCACUACAGCUACUGAAUUUCAUCAAAAAAGAUCUGAGAUAAUUCAGUUAACAACAGGAUCUAAGGAGCUAGAUAGGUUGCUAGGCGGUGGAAUAGAAACUGGUUCUAUCACUGAAAUAUUUGGAGAGUUCAGAACGGGCAAGACUCAGAUAUGUCACACUUUAGCUGUUACAUGUCAGUUGCCUAUAGAGCAGUCUGGAGGUGAAGGCAAAUGCAUGUACAUCGACACAGAAGGCACAUUCCGUCCCGAGAGGCUGUUAGCUGUUGCCCAGCGCUAUGGGAUGGAUGGUGCAGCAGUGUUGGACAAUGUUGCUUACGCAAGAGCAUAUAAUACUGAUCAUCAAACCCAGUUAUUAGUCCAGGCGUGUGCCAUGAUGGCCGAGUCCAGAUAUUCCUUAAUAAUAGUAGACAGUGCUACAGCAUUGUACAGAACUGACUAUUCAGGCCGUGGAGAAUUGAAUUCAAGGCAACUACAUCUUGGCAGAUUCAUGAGGAUGUUAUUGAGACUAGCUGAUGAGUUCGGCGUAGCAGUAAUAAUAACAAACCAGGUAGUGGCCCAAGUGGAUGCUGUGGGCGUAUUCAACGCUGACACAAAGAAGCCCAUCGGAGGGCACAUCAUUGCUCACGCGUCCACCACGCGACUUUACUUGAGGAAGGGACGGGGAGACAACCGGAUAUGUAAGAUAUAUGACAGUCCUUGUCUACCAGAAACUGAAGCAAUGUUUGCAAUUAGCACUGAGGGUAUCACAGAUGCAAAAGAAUAA